Messenger RNA from Octopus sinensis (East Asian common octopus), 1291 nucleotides. Its product is annotated as organic cation transporter protein-like. Gene Ontology annotation, molecular function: transmembrane transporter activity. Gene Ontology annotation, cellular component: membrane. Bases 41 to 1291 code for a protein of 416 amino acids. Gene Ontology annotation, biological process: transmembrane transport. The record is from RefSeq and is a predicted model, not a curated record. The transcript is spliced from 7 exons. Lineage: Eukaryota; Metazoa; Mollusca; Cephalopoda; Octopoda; Octopodidae.
GUAAAAAGAAUUGGCAUUUCUACAGAGACUUUACUUUAAAAUGGUUGAAGAAGAAAAUCAACUGAAAUUAGAAAACCAAAUGGCUACACCUUCAUCUGAUAAAGAUAUUACAAAGCUUAUCGAACAAUGUGGCACAUUUGGACCCUACCAGCGCUGGUUGUACACCUAUAUUAUUAUCAUAGGCACUGUGACUAUAAUGACAGCAAUGAAUUUAACUUUUAUCAGUGCAAAUGUUCCCUUCUUAUGCUACCCACCAAACUUUAAUGCUUCGUUAAUUCCUGCGAAUCUUACAGAGAAUGAAUAUUUACAAAUGCUUCAACCGGACGGCGACAGUCAAUGUUCUGUAUAUAACAAUAGCUUCACUGGGACAUAUUAUACAACACCACCAAGUAAUUCAUCUAAACUACAGUGUUCUUACGGACGGAAAUUUCUGACAGAAGAUUUUUCUACAAUUGUAAGUGAGUUUAAUUUGGUGUGUGAACGAAAAUGGUUAAGAUCCACCUUGCAGUCCGUUUAUUUCGCUGGUUGUCUUCUUGGAGCAAUUAUAUUUGGUAUUUUUUCUGACAGAUUUGGACGAAGACCCGUAUUUUUAUUGGCAAACACCUGUAUAGUCAUCUGUGGAACUGGGAAAAUCUUCGUACCAUCGUUGAUAAUACUUAUGAUGCUGCACUGUAUUCAAGCCUGUGGUUACACGGGAAAUGCACUUGCCUUAUAUUCACUGACUUUGGAAUUUACUUCCUCAAAACUACGUACCCGUAUUAGUUUUGGGUAUAUGUGUCUCUAUCCAGUGGCAGCAAUAUUUGUAACAGUGCUGGUGUAUUGUAUCCCUGACUGGCAUUUCUUAGAAUUGACGGUGUGUCUUCUGCCUGCAAUCAGUUUUUUCAUUUGGAUAUUUCUCCCCGAAUCUCCAAGAUGGCUUAUUGGAAGAAAACGUUCUACAGAAGCAAAAGCACUUUUUCGAAAAAUAAUGAAGAAAAAUAAAAAACAAAGUCAGGAUUUAUUAGAACUUUUUCCAAAUAAGGAGGAGGAAUCUUCAUUGAAGAACAAUUUUCAUGAAAAUAUACCCGAGAAGAAAGUCUUAGCUCAAAACAAUUAUACUUUUAUUGAUCUAUUUAAAAGACCAAGGCUUGCAUUUACUACUGUGAAUAUUUGUUUUAGCUGGGGUUGUUCGAUGCUUAUUGCAAUCCGAAAUAAUUAUGUGCAAGAAAUAGCUGUUAUUACCACUGAUAGUCUACAGAGUAUGGAUAACGGCAAGUCAUACGAUGAGUGGAAUAGUUGCAAAUCUCAUUAG